Molecule: messenger RNA, 950 nt
Organism: Dissoconium aciculare CBS 342.82
Lineage: Eukaryota; Fungi; Ascomycota; Dothideomycetes; Mycosphaerellales; Dissoconiaceae
Product: NAD(P)-binding protein
Exons: 1
Coding region: 82-870 (262 amino acids)
Molecular function (GO): oxidoreductase activity
Source: RefSeq, a predicted model, not a curated record
GUAGUUCGCUAACAUCGAGAUUGACGUUUUCUUCGUUCACCAAUUCGCUAUUUCGCUAUACUAACCACUCACACACACAUCAUGCAUAUCAAGGAUCGGACAUUCAUAAUCACUGGCGGAGCCUCAGGUCUUGGUCUCGCGACCACGGAGGAUCUCCACAGCCAUGGCGGCUAUGUCGCUAUCUUGGAUUUAAACCCGGACAACGGAUCCAAAGUCGCAAAGCAACUUGGCGAGCGCGUACGGUUCUUCGAGGCCGACGUCACCGACUCUAAGCGUCAACAAGAAGUCAUCGAGGCUGUCGUACGAUGGACCAAGGAGACUGGCAAAGAAAUUGGUGGAAUCAUUCCCGCCGCUGGAGUUGGUCUGCCGGGCAAACUGAUCGAUCGCCACAACACUCCCAUUGACAUGGCAAAGCUGGACUUUGUCAUCGACAUCAAUCUCCGUGCCGUCCUCGACUUUCUCCGACUUUGUCUACCUCAUAUGACGACCGUCAAGCCGCUCGAUGGUGACGGCGAGCGUGGCGUCAUUAUCAUGGUAUCAUCUUCCGCAGCUUUCGACGGUCAACCCGGUCAACUUUCUUAUGCCGCUACCAAGGGUGCAAUUCGAAGCAUGACUCUCGUUUUGGCCCGAGACCUUGCUGUGCACGGCAUUCGAUGCGUGACCAUUGCGCCGGCCAUGUUCGAUACCGCCAUGACAGCCAAGAUGUCAGACAAAGUGCGCAGCAGUCUCGUGCGCAUGAUGGAAUUUCCAAAGCGACCGGGCCAGGCGCCCGAGUUUGCUCUAACGGUCAGGCAGGCCAUUGAGAAUACUUAUCUCAACGGUGAAUGUAUCAGAUUGGACGGAGGAACCAGGAUGCCUUCAAAAAUGUAAUUUCAAGCGCCUACUGUGGGGUAUCUCAUGCGAUUCAUCAAAAUCUCCGUUGAACGCCAUAUCCAUGCCUUUUACCGUGC